Messenger RNA from Fibroporia radiculosa, 861 nucleotides. RefSeq lists its product as uncharacterized. The transcript has 5 exons. NCBI's taxonomy places the organism in Eukaryota, Fungi, Basidiomycota, Agaricomycetes, Polyporales, Fibroporiaceae. The record is from RefSeq and is a predicted model, not a curated record. The coding region runs from base 1 to 861 and encodes 286 amino acids.
AUGGCUCUGAAACGCAAGUUCGACUACGAUGCUGAGUCGGUCGAUAUGCCCAUGAACAUGAAGCAGCCUAAGCUCAUUCCCUUCCCCAACGCCGAGCCAGACACCGACGUCGUUAUGUCGGAUGCACCUACGUAUAACCUUGAGCCUCUCCUCAUCCCCAUCCAGCCCUUCCAUACACGCCUUCCCUCUAACGCCAGCUACUCAUCAUCGAGCUCGUCGGGCUCUCCUCAAAACUCUCCGUUCUAUCCGUCGUUCGAUCUCUAUCCCCACGAUGACCCCGGUUACGUCGGCAACCAAAACCCGUUCGAUGCUCCCGUUCACGAGGCACCAAAACCCGUCGGCCUUCUUCAACCUCGGAGUGCUUCUUUCACUCAUCAUGGUCAAAAUUGCUCGCAGAUUCCCAAGCUUCGCGUUGCGUGUUCACCCGGACUCAACGGUCAACGGACUAUACAUCCUUUACCUCAUGUAACGUUAUUCGACCUCGCUUCGCUAUCAGCCGCCGACACGACAUCAGCAAGUGGAUACAAGGUUCCCCUCCCAGUUCCAGACUUCGCCUCGUUCGAUUCCGUUCAUCGUCUCGCCGGCCUGCAUCGUCAACUGUUUGCUCAUCUGAUGUUUAGUGCCACUUCGUCUGUCUCCCUCUACUUUCCUAGGCGACAAUCUUCCCUUUCCCAUCCCUUGCUCCACUGUGUCCGGCUUGAUUUCUUGACUAUGGUAAGCGGCCUCGUAGGAGGCGUCAUGGCUUUGCGCGUUUGCCGGAACAUUGCAUAUAGUAGCAAGAAUAUCCUCAAAAUCUUAGCGCUCGACACUCAUCCCACUCCCCGCCGACAUUCGUCGUGGUCGUCUCUUUCCUCAAUCUGA